GCAGUAAGCAUUGAUAAUAAUAUAAGUAUGAAUAAUUUGAAUAGUAAUUCUGAAAGUAAUUUUGAAAUUAAGACUGAUAAUAUUAUGCCUUCUGAAAAGUUGAACAAUAUUAUUAAACAUUUAGAAAGAGAAAUUAAAAGUAAUAAGCAUAAUAAGUCUUUUCUUCAUGCAAACAAAUGGAAUGUUAAUUUAGAUGAACUGGCAAACCAUGUUAAUAAGAAAGUACUUUCAAGCCUUUGCUAUAAUCUAUUAUCAACAAUAAGCAUAAGAACAGCAAGAAAAUGGUUAAGAGAAUUUAGUUUUGAAUACUCAGAG
Cetraspora pellucida is the source of this 315-nucleotide messenger RNA. NCBI's taxonomy places the organism in Eukaryota, Fungi, Glomeromycota, Glomeromycetes, Diversisporales, Gigasporaceae. The record is from the annotation of a GenBank genome assembly.